AAUUAUAAACUGAAAGCCUAAAGUCAGUGUGAUAUAACCUACAAAUGUAUUUUCCCACCUCUGCCUAAACCAGAUAUAUUAAAUAAUAAUUUAUAAUAGGAUUUAAUAUGUAUAUCGUCCCAGUUAAAGAAGUUCAACUGUAUAUAGAGGCAGACAUUCUACUCGUAUAUUCGCUUAACAGCGAACAACAGCAGAAGUCGCUUUGGAUCUGCUCGGUUCGGUUGGGUUUGGUUCGUUCGCUUCGUUUUGUUUCGCUUCGUAUGUACGUUUAUUCGUUCGCUGUGCCAGCAGAGCAGUCUCCUCCAAUCCCCGCCUGCAACGCUCGCCCUCUCCCCCUGACCACUUGCUGGCGAACUGACUAAGCGUCGGACCGGCAGGCAGGCAGCCAGCCAGCAGUAAAAGCAAACGAAGCAGGCAGUCAACCACUCUAAGAGCUCAGACAAAUGUCCCAUGAAUCGCACACUGGGCUCCACAACUAGAGAGUCGAGUCAGAGUCAGAGUCACAGUCAGCGUCAGAGCCAGAACCGGCAAGAGCCAGAGCCAGAGCCAGAGCAGGAGCUAAAGCAAAAGGCAAAGCCCAGAGCUCCGCUGCUGUCCGGACCGAUCCAAAUCCGACCCCGACUCGUUCGCAGCGUUUCGUUUCGUUUCGUUCGUGAAACCUACUACAAAACACUGCCAUCACUGCACCAGGCCACCGUACAUAUCAUAGUUAGCCUGACCAAAGGAAAGGAAUUGCAAUGCAAGGAAAGGAAGCCAGAGUCGUAGCAAGAACCAAAGCCAGAGGACAGAACCAUAUAGCCAAAGCCAGAUCCCGUCGUUCGGGCAACGAGCACAAGAACAACAAUCGACAGCAACGACGACGACGGUCGGUCCACUGCAGGGUGACAGGAAACAUGAAUGGAUGGUUUUCAUACUCGGUGUGCGUGUGUAUCUGUGUGAGGAGCGACCGAACGAUCCAGCAAAGGAAACGAAACGAAACGAGCCAGGCGCACCAACGAAGCCAGGCAACGAGAAAUAAAGUAAAACUGAAACGAGAAAGGGGCUAAAUGCGGCAAUCCCAAGUCUUUAUACCCUAACUUUUAUUUCACUUUUCUAUAUCAAAAAUAUCGUAUCUUAAUCAUACAUUUAAUUUAAACUCUGUACAAGUUACACGUAAUAUCAGACAUAAAUAUAUUAAAAUUCGAAGCGCGUCACAAAGGGCUUACCAAGUCUAAAAUACUCUUUUGUGACAAAGGGUAUAAAAAGGGAAAACUCAUCAUGGAUGAAAAUCAAAAGCAGAAACG
Messenger RNA from Drosophila kikkawai, 1283 nucleotides. Lineage: Eukaryota; Metazoa; Arthropoda; Insecta; Diptera; Drosophilidae. The record is from RefSeq and is a predicted model, not a curated record.